This is a messenger RNA of Haliotis rubra (blacklip abalone), 1232 nucleotides long. RefSeq names its product glutathione S-transferase 3-like. The record is from RefSeq and is a predicted model, not a curated record. The transcript has 6 exons. Gene Ontology annotation, biological process: glutathione metabolic process. Bases 149 to 817 code for a protein of 222 amino acids. Gene Ontology annotation, molecular function: glutathione transferase activity. Lineage: Eukaryota; Metazoa; Mollusca; Gastropoda; Lepetellida; Haliotidae.
CUACCAUACUGUAUUCGUGCUUGUACAUAUGACAUUCAGAUCAGUUUUACUCUGAUCGGUCAUUUCUGCUCUUCGUUCUGGCGCUGCAUCACCAAACCGGCAUUCAGUCUUCUUCAUUCUCCCGAAAACUUUCCUCCCAAAAUCAACAAUGGCAGCCCCUAAACUCUAUUAUUUUGACGGACGUGGAAGAGGAGCAAUAGUACGUUUAACGCUGGCCGCGUGUGGCAUCAAGUUCACGGAUGAACUUCUGACAGAAAAAGAGCAGAUUGAAAAAUGGAGAUCAGAUGGACUACUCCUGUUUUCACAAGUGCCAAUGUUGGAGAUAGAUGGCCUGAAGCUGGUUCAGUCAGGGGCCAUUGUUCGGUACAUAGCAGGUAAAGAAGGGCUGCUGGGGUCAUCACACGAGGAGACGGCCAGAAUCAAUAUGCUGUUCGAAGGAUCACGGGACUUUCUGUCCUACUUCUUCAUGUACAAACCUGGUCGAGGAUUUGUGGACAUACAGGAGGUACUGGGUGACGCUUCAGCCAAGGCUUUACCUCGUUACCUGCCAGUAUUUGAUAAGGUUUUAAAAGAAAACGGAAGUGGUUUCCUUGUAGGCGACAGUUUGACUCUGGCAGAUGUUGGUCUUUUAGAACCGAUUCUCUCUGUUCUUGACUAUUAUGGGGAAGAAGCUCUGAAAAAUUACCCAUCUCUUCAGGAGUUUCACAAGAAGGUGACGUCUCUGCCGAACAUGGCUGAGUUCCUGGCAGGGCCACAACGGAGGAAGCCUAAUGAUGACGUGUAUAUGUCAACAGUGACCAAAGUCCUCUUUUCAUAACUCGAGCUCUUAUCGUCAUCUCGACAGAAUUACACAAUUUAGUUUGACCGAAUCAUCAAGGUGUUCGUGACUGAAGUUCCAUAAGAAUAAUCACUUAUCAGUUGCUCGCAUGUCACGAAUGCAUAGAAAGUACGUGCGUGAUUUGAAGAACGUGGAAUAUGACCAGAGAUAAAUGUAUUGCACAUUUGAUCUGCCAUCUUAAAUAUAUUGUGGAUUAAAAUACCUUUGAAAUUGCGAGACUGCAGACACGGAGGCAUGUAUGCUUCUCGUCAUCCUGUUAUGUGCAAGUCAGUCAGUAUCAAUGCAGACAACAAAUUAUAUUAAUAAUUAUUGGUUGUCUAUUUUACUGUUGACUACCUAUCCGUGUAAAACACAGUGCGGUGGUACUAUUUUCUAUAUAACGUCUUGAAGUACA